This is a messenger RNA of Symbiodinium sp. CCMP2592, 3465 nucleotides long. The record is from the annotation of a GenBank genome assembly. Lineage: Eukaryota; Dinophyceae; Suessiales; Symbiodiniaceae.
AUGGCCUCCUUUUGGGAGCACCCGAAGAGACACCUUCGGCGAAUUGAGGCGUUGGUGGGCAAUAUGCCUCCCGAUGCGGUGGAGGCGACUACCCUCCACCUUAAAGCUCAGGGGACUGAGGCCUCCUCUCCCCAAGACUUCCUCUGCGCCCUUGGCACGGCGGCGGCGGAAGAGGGCCGGCCUUCAACCCUUGCAGUGGUCCGAGAGCUCCGCGAUGAGGAGCACCAACGGGCCCGGAAGGCUGAGACCGACACGGUGGCCGAAUGGCUCGUGAUUGGCACCCGGCGUGGCAUGCGACCGCUCUUUCGCUGCCUCUCCAAAGCUGAGACCAAUGUCACGAGACCCUUCACUGAGGUCUCAGCUGAGUCCCGGCCUUACGAGCGGCUCAAGUACUGGGCCACUCUGUGGCAAGCCCGGGGAAGACCAGCCUCCUCCUUUCUGGAGCUUCGCCAGAAGGCUGUGGAGCAAGCCAGGCUGCUUCCCGCGGAGGUUCAUACCCUCGCCGACCUGUGGAGAGAGGUGGAGUUGGAAGGCAUAAAGUGCCGUUGGGAGCUUGCAAGCUCAUGGAUCGAGGCCAACCGGGCAUCCCUGUGGUGGGAUUCGGCCCUGCCAUCCCGCAGCACGCACGAUGCAUCCCUGCGGCGCGCGUUCCUCUACGAGGCAUGCCGAAUCGACAAGGUGCAUCGGUGCACCAUCUUCUUCGAUUUAAGCACCUUUUAUGAACGCGUUAGCCACGAAAAGUUGUGCGAAGAAGCAGCCCAUUGGGGCUUCCCGCCGCUUCUUCUCAACUUAGGGAUGCAAGCUUAUCGUGGCGGUCGCAUCGUGACUGCCGACUCUGUCGCAUCACCAUGCGUUUUCGCGGCGAGAGGAAUAGUAGCGGGUUGUCCGCUAGCUCCUCUCCUAUCGAAGCUAUCGAUAGGAAAGCCCAUCAGGGCAGCGUGCGCCGGCUCCCUGGCGGACUACGUAGGGUGUUGGGUGGGCGACGUCUCGGCCGAUGUCGUCCAAAAAACCCCUGAGCGCGCCGCCGCCGGGAUUGUCACCCUCUUUCGCCGUCUUCACGACGCGUUGGAGGCGGAGGGCAACGAGGUGUCUGCCUCCAAGACACAUUUCCUGGCCAGUUCGCCAGAGGCGGAACGCGCACUCCGCCGAAAACUGGGGAAGGGCGACCCCCCGGUGCGCCAAACCACCAAGGACCUUGGCAUGGAAACCGCAGCCGGGCGGCGCCGGACCACUUUCCAGUCGGCGGCGCGUCGCUUGAAGGCCAACCGACGCUUUGCGAAGCUCCAAUCGCUCCGCUUGCCGGCCCUCCGGGUGUGGUCCCGGCUCUUUUCCAUGAGCGUCAUGGCAUCGGGAAACUGGGGACACCAGUCCCAAGGGGUGUCGCCCAAGGUCAUGCAGAGCAUUCGCUUUCAGGCCGCGCAGGUGUCCAGGCGGGUGAUGACUGGCAGUGUGGAGGUUGCGCUUGAGCUUGGUGGCCCACCGACAAAAGACCCGCGCACCUCCAUAAUUGGUCAGCACUGGGCGGCCCUUGGCAAAGUCCUUUGUGCACUGCCGGACCGCGAGCAGUUGGAGCGUACGUGGCUCUUUUUCUGGGAGCAGCUCCAGCGGAAGGACCGGUGGAAGAUCAUUUGUGGGCCGGUGGGCGCCAUGAUCGGCUACCUGCUCGAACUGAGGGUCGAGGCCUCCUCCCCUCAUCGAUGGCUCUUCUCGGCGGACUUGUGCCCGGCCACACUGGCGUGCCUUAUGGCCCUGGCCGACCGCAGGCGGCACGAGGCCAUCAGCAGGCAAACAGGCUGCGAGUCGCUUGACCGGGGGAUCGACCACACGGAGUGUUUGUGGUGGAAGGGCCGCGCCCCACCCGCACCGGCCAACUGGGCACGGCUCAGGGAGAAGUACCGCUUCGAGAGCCUCUUUCCGGCAAAAGCCUCCCAGCUCCGCGGGUACUCGUGGGGCCCGGAGAGUGAGGAGGUCACCGGGGUCGCAGCUGCCAGGGAGUGGGCCCCUGAGUACCUCUACGGCACGGACGGGACUGCGGGUGCCCACGGCAACGACCCCCGCGGCCGCGUAGCGGCGUGGAGCGUGGUCAUCUUCCAGCGUGCCCCCGAUGGGCUCAGGCAGGUCGGGUCCGCCUGUGGCGUAUUGCCGCCGGGCACCACGGUGCCACAGGCCGAAGCUUACGCGAUCGCCCGCGUGUGCGCCCGCACACCAGGGGUCGCAGAUAUCACCACCGACUGCGCUGGGAUGCUGCGGCAGCAAAAGUCUUUGGGAGUCAGCUGGCCGUGGCUACAGGGGGGCGACCGGCGAGCGCACGCCUCACUGACACUGACGUGGGUCAGGUCACACGUGACCGCGGAGGGAUUCAGCGCUGAAUUCGGAGAGUCGUCUCUCUGGAGACAGCAGAUAAACGACGCGGCCGACCAACUCUGCCGGAAAGCGGCGGCCCGGGCCACGGCCCAAGUGGGCCCAUGGUGUCCAGACGAGAUCGACGACCUAGUGCGUGAGGUGACGCUCUUCUUGCAGCACAGGGCUUCCGUGCUGCUGGUCUCCAAAGAGCAGCCACCCUGGGACUUGACCCAGGAGGGAACACCCAAACGCAAGAAGGGGAAGAAGCAUACCCCCAAGGGCGCGCGAGAGCCUGCGACCCCUGCAACACAGCCCCCGCACCAUCGGCCCAGGCCAGCCGCAGAUGGAGGGGAGAACAAACGCCAACGGAUCGAGGCCCUCAUCAAAGAGGGCACCGGCGGGCACACGUGGGAGGCCCACCCCACUGCCAUCGCCUCCGCGGCGUGCUUGGUGUGCGGGCUGUACAUUAAGCAGCUCAUGCCCUUGUGGCGUUUCAACCGCAUAGCCGCCCACCCCUGUCGGCACAGGGAGCGCCCCAUUCCAGCUGAGCUGGAAGUGCAUGGGGCCGGGGAAGACAGGGCAGUGGAUCUCCCCAAUAGCGCUCUCCCGGAAGCGGCGGCACCGAAGCACCGGAGCACCAGGCACCAGCGCGACGGCCGCGCCCUCGAACCAGGAGCCACCGCCCCGGACAAGAUGGAGGCCGGGGAGUUGGAGGAGGAGCAGGCAGAUGAUGCCAUGGGUACGCCCGACGGGGAGCCAACUUCCCCCGCAGAGGUAGAGGUGGAGGAGGAAGGGCCGGAGCAAGAGGAAGGAGCUAGAGGAUCCCUGCCACCAGAGCUCCCCGGGUCAGAGCACGGAGCAGGCCCCACCGCCGGCCCGGCAGGGGAUGAAAACUCCUUUCUGGAGGCGGAGGCCGAGAGCUUAGGAGAGGUGAACCCUGACCCGAACCCUCUCCCACCUCCGGAGUGGCUCUACCGAGUCGACGUGGAGUGCCGGGCAGGAGGGCAGCUGCAGGUCAUAAGGCUGCCAGUGCCAGGACAUGCAAACGCGGGCUACAACUUGGGAGCCCUGCGCCUUUUCCCAGAGGAGACACGAUCCCUCUGGGAGACCCCUUGUGCAUGA